This is a messenger RNA of Melampsora larici-populina 98AG31, 2562 nucleotides long. RefSeq lists its product as uncharacterized. The transcript is spliced from 3 exons. Bases 1 to 2562 code for a protein of 853 amino acids. Lineage: Eukaryota; Fungi; Basidiomycota; Pucciniomycetes; Pucciniales; Melampsoraceae. The record is from RefSeq and is a predicted model, not a curated record.
AUGGAUCUGUUGAUGUCAUCGCCCCCAGAAUGCUUUAGCAUGCAUCAGAUGACAACCCCACCUGAGGCUCAAGAUAUGCCCACCAGUGUUCAUUCAACUCCACAAUCAACACAAUCACUGCCUCGUUCAGUCUUUUCAACCUCCUGCAGUAUCUUUGGAGGAUCUCCUCCUCAAUACCAUCAACGCUCAAUCAGUCGGAACAGUGCAUCUGACGAUCAAUCGCUUCAUAAUGAAUCCGUCGAUGAGGCCGACACCACCAUUCGUGGGCUAACUCGAACAUUAUCAGUAGUAUCGAUCCCGAUCUUUUUCGUCAACAAGCGGUCGAGUUCUGGAUCUGAAGCUGUCGGAUUAGGUUUUGACCACUUGGAUCCUACGCCCAAGUCAAACCAAAUUCUUACCGAUUCCAGCUCAUCACAUUUAGUCGUUGAAGCGAACAGCGAGUGUGCUCGCGUGUCUCGAAAUUUGUCUACAUCUUCCACAUCUACCACCGACUCUGAAGGCUCCUUGCGACGGUUGUCAACCUACUCUGGAUUGACCACAGGAUCCACUGCUUCUAGCUUUUAUACUGAGCCUCCAACACCCUCUGACGGAACCUUCGCAGCCUCGCAGCCUGGUGGUCAUAGCAACCCAAUUGGACACGAACGCGAAAACAGUGAAUCAAGUGCAUUCAGCAUCAGCGCGUACUACGGAAGUUCAGACUGCACAGAAGAAACUCCAAUCGAGACCCUCAACACACUACUUGCCCCAAUCGACAUCUGUCACAUAGACCAGCAACCUAUCUUGCCUCCCUCCCCGCUCAAAACAAUCAUCCCGACUUUGAUCUCGACGCCACCUACUGAUCGUACUCCGACACAAGCUUCCCCUAAGAAGUCCUCAGAUUCUGCUGACACCCCGCGAACCAAAUUCAAACCGAAACAGCGAAAGCUCUUUGGUAACGAAUAUCGUUGGCCAGCUCAAGGAGAAAAAAGUGGCGUGUCCGUUCAAUUGAUUGACCCACCUUGUCCUCCAGAUGCACUUGUCCAUACGCAUACGGAGUUCAACGGCCCCACUGAUUUUCAUCUAGCACAAUCAUACCAGAAAUCGACACCUAUCCCUCAUCUCAAGAUUAGCGUCCCAACGGGCUUAGACCAACGUCGCGGAUCACCACCACACGCCCCCUUGCGCGUUGUCCCGUUUCCGCAGGAGAAUUCGCGCGAGCUUGAUAUAGAAAGCGCUCGCACGGCCUUGACUAAUCACAACAUCAUCACCCUCGUUCAACGUCCAUCUUUAGAGUGCAUUUCUCCUUCGUCAUCCAGCACUAUGUGCCAACAAGUCUUACACCCUUCAACUGUCUCUCCUUCAUUCUAUUCAAACCCGUCUACAGCUGUUAGUUUUCAACAACCUAGAACGGACUCUAAUGUGUCUCAGUAUGCAUUUCCUACUUCUCAAGACCACGACAGUUCAGAUCUACCAGUUGGCGAACUUUUUCGAACACUUCAAAUUUGGUUUGAUCAAGAAGGUUUCCGUGAAAUCGCCCCCAUCUUCACAUUCGAUCGUUAUAACCCCGAGGAUGACCUGUUGUACUUUACCACCCAACGCGUUGGUUAUCCGUUUCAUUACACCACCUUCCAACAACUUCCUGCUCUUCGUAAGGUUGUAGCACCUGAUUACGAAGAAGCUUAUGCUCUCCUCGAGGGUAAGAGUUCACGGAAUGCAGCUGGCCGUCGAGACUUUCUUAGUCGUCAGGCAAGCCUUGAUAUGAAAACACCAGGAAAGUACGUGGUUGAGGAUACUGAGGGUAAAGGAGGAAAGUGGAUCUGGAGACUAGUCUACGAGGUUGAAGAUCGUAAGAGUUUGAUGGGAAAGCCCAUGGCUGGUGAAAGAGCUUUCAUUCCUAUCACUUUUGCCUGUUCGCCUGAGAUCCUUGAUCCCAGCCAUGCUCGCAAGCCAACUCUAAUGAAUGCCAUCAUGAAGAACAUGGGUUCAAAGACUUUAGCACUGGCUUUGGAUGCCGAUGGUAGGCCUAAGCCACGACCUCGCGGCAAGUCACUCAUGGGCCACCAACGUCGAGAUCGGUCAGACUCGUCUACACGUCUCAUUGGUACCUCGCCACGUUAUCCACCAAGCUCUAAUUCUUCAAACUGCGAGCUCGUCCCAUCUCCUCAGACACCUAAAUCAAACAAGACUAGCGCAGGCACGCAGAAUGAUGACGAGCUCUCGCGAGCACAAGCACAUUUCUUCAAAACCAUCUCGCCCGCCUCUUCCAGUCGACUGAGACCAAACACUGCUCAAGCUACUGGUGAUCCUCGACGCAGUCUUCGUCGACCCAAGACCAGUGAACAUCUCCGCCGCCCGGUCACCGCUGAUCCGUUUGCACCACCUCUACCUACUCGACCUAUCAUCACGCCUGUGUUCGGUCUUGCUCCUCAACCCACUCGGGAAACGCCUAAUACGAUGGGAAAUCGAUUUAACUAUCGCCCUAAAACAGCAGAUCAACGUCGGCCCGUCACCCCGAAGGCUAAGAUCGAUAUCCAACGGAUCGCUGCCGCUAGUCUCUUCCACCCUGUUGAUUUGAGGCAUUGA